AUCCAGUACAGAGACACUGUUCUUACACAACGUACAAAUAAACUACUGUUGUUGACAAGAUGAAAUUGCUGGAGAGUACACGUUUUGAAGCCAUAAACAGUGCCUUGUCCAUCAAGACUGGAGACAGCAAAAUAAUAGGCAGAAUAGAGAGCUACUCUUGCAAAAUGGCUGGAAAUGAUAAACAGCUAUAUAAACGUUUUAAUGCAGAACAAGGUUUUACUCCACAUGAUCUUCAAGCUUUAUCACCACCACAAACAUCAUUAGGAACAUCACCUGCUCAAGGAUACUUUAGUCGCAGUAUUUCUGGUGAUGAAGAUGGUCCAUUAUGUGAUACAAUCAGUAGAAAAACACUAUUCUAUUUGAUUGCUACUUUGAAUUCUGCUUUUCAUCCAGAUUAUGAUUUUUCUGAUGCUAAAAGUCAUGAAUUCAGUAAAGAGCCAAGCUUGCAAUGGGUCAUGAAUGCUGUAGACAGUAAUUUGAGUGCAACUGCGGGAGACCAUUAUCGUACUUUACGAACGGCACUUUGGGCUGCCAUUGAUGACGAAAUAUCAUUGAACGAAUGUGAUAUUUAUAGUUACAAUCCAGAUUUUGCAUCUGAUCCAUUUGGAGAAGAUGGAUGUUUAUGGUCUUUUAAUUAUUUCUUCUAUAAUAAAAAGCUAAAACGCAUUGUGUUUUUUCCAUGCAGAGCAAUAAAUCCUCUCUACGUAUUAGAUUCUGGUGUUGGCAGUGACUUUGCCAUGGAUGAAGAUGAAGAUAGAUACUAAAUUCAUAAUACAUGUUUAUACAAACUUCGUCACUAUCUUUAUUAGUUUUGCCACAAAGGCAUGAAUGAACAUUAAAUUUUAUCUAUUACAUAACUUAUGUACAAUGAUACAUCUCGAAUUUUUCAUAAUUAUUUUGUUUAUUUUCACUUGUAGUAAUAUUUCUUUCAGACUUAAGUCUAACAAAAAUUCUCUUUUUAUCUUUUUUUAUAUGAUAUUGAAGUAAUUGUAGUCAAGAAAAAAUCUAAUAGUUUUGAAAAUUUUGUAAGAUUUUGAAACAAUUUUUCUUUGUGACUUUAUAAUUUUCAUAUACAUAUUUACUAUCAAAGAUGCAUUAAGUAUAUAAAUCUGCUACACGUUAAUUAAAUUUGUACAAAUCUAAGAUCUAGAUUUUCAUUCUAUGUAAAAUAUUCAAGUUUAGAAUAUCAAAAAGAUCUUUAUUUAUAUAAAAACGUAAUGAACUUAGUGGAUUUUAAAUUGUUGUUGUUAUUGUGCUAAGUUGCUCUAUUAGAUUUCUUUAAGAUUAUUAUAAUAAUAAAAUAAUUAAAUUAAAAAACAGAUUUAAUCUAAUACUAUAAAAUGGGAGUACAAAAAUUAUUAGAGCAACAAUAGAUUUAAAAGUGCAGAAUUUCUUAAUCUUAGUCAUUAUAUCUUUAAGUUAUAAAAGAUUUAUUAAUUGUUUGUGCUCUUUGCUAUAAAAAUCAGUCAUAUGAUAAUAUUUUGAUAAGCUUUUCGUAUAAAAUUUUAUACUUCAUACAUGACUUUUGACAAAUAUAUAUUCUUAAUGUAUCAAUAGAAUAUUCAGUUUUAUAAAUUAUCAAGAUAUUAAUUCAAUAUUCUGAAUUCAUUUUCAAUAAACUGAUAAAAUUUAAUGAUUAAUUUAGAUCGUGCAAUAUAUGUAUAAAUUUUACAAUAAUAUAAUAAAUUUUCCAAUAAUUUUCGUAUAAUAUGAAAAAUAUUAAUUUUAUGUCACUGAUAAAUAUAUAUAUAUAUAUAUGAAGAAUAUAUCUUGUGAAUUUAAAAACCAGUACUAUACCCGAGUUAGAUUACUAGUUUUUGAUUGAAAAUCGUGAUUUUCAUAUAAUUUGUAUAAUAUAUAUGUAUAACCUUAGUUCCCUUAAGAUUACAUGUUUUUCUGCAUUUGAAUAAACUUUAUGAGCUGAUAAAA
Molecule: messenger RNA, 1929 nt
Organism: Apis cerana (Asiatic honeybee)
Lineage: Eukaryota; Metazoa; Arthropoda; Insecta; Hymenoptera; Apidae
Gene: Maf1
Product: repressor of RNA polymerase III transcription Maf1
Biological process (GO): negative regulation of transcription by RNA polymerase III
Cellular component (GO): nucleus
Molecular function (GO): RNA polymerase III core binding
Source: RefSeq, a predicted model, not a curated record